GGAUGUUGUCUGAACUCUGUUGUUCGACUUGUGAAGAAGCUAGUUCCUAAUGGAACUGAGUUGAACGAUAAACAAGUCAUGCUAGACCCUCUCUCUCACCAACUCAAACCCACAAAAAACCAUGUUCUAAGCUUAAUCAAAAGCUUCAAUUCGUGGGCUUUUGGUAUCAAGACCGCCUCCUCUCCCCACAAAGCCUUGCAGCUUUACUGUAAAAUGCACCGCCAAGACGUUCAUUUUGACAGCUUCUCUAUACUCCACACCCUCAGAGCAUGUUCGAGUUUCCGUAAUUUACCCAUCAUUCGUCACCUGCAUGCCCAUAUAACCAAACUUGGCUUCAGUGAUCACAUCUACGUUGGCACUUCCCUCCUAAAUGCUUAUGUUGUCACCUCAUUAGCUGAUGCCUGUGCACUGUUCGACGAAAUGCCUGAGCGUAACAUAGUUACAUGGAAUACGAUGAUUACUGGAUAUUCAAAUUCUGGGGAUUUAUCCAAAGCGUAUGCUAUUUUUGAGGAAAUGCCUGCAAGAGAUGUCUCUACCUGGUCUGCCAUGAUCUCCGCGUAUUGUAACAGGGGCAAAGAGAAUGAAGGUUUAACUCUCUUUAGAGAGAUGUUAACAAAUGAAGGUUUAAAACCUGACCCAAUGACAGUAGUAUCAGUUUUAUGUGGGUGUGCUCAGAUGGGAUCUCCUGGGUUGUUGGCAGGGAAAUCAGUUCAUACUUAUACAGUGAAGAAUGGGUGGGAGUUGGAUGUGAAAAUUGGCACCGUUUUGGUUAACAUGUAUGCCAAAUGUGGAUAUCUGAAGAUUGCUAGUAGAGUUUUUGAGAUGAUGCAAGAUAGGAAUGUCAUCACAUGGACCGCAUUGAUCUGUGGGUCUGCACAGCAUGGAUAUGGAAAAGAAGCAUUGUCAAUAUUUGAGAUGAUGCAAAAUGCAAGCAUCAAUCCUAAUGAAAUGACAUUUACAGGGAUUCUUACUGCUUGUGCACAUACAGGAUUAGUGGACGACGGGAGAAAGUACUUCAAGAUGAUCAAAGAGUAUGGCUUGGAACCAACAAUUCAUCAUUAUGGAUGCAUGGUUGACUUGUUUGGCAGGGCAGGGCUGUUGGAGGAAGCACAUGAUGUCAUCAGGAAAAUGAAAUUUGAGCCAAACAUCAAUAUUUGGGGAUCUUUCUUGUCGGCAUGUAAGGAGCAUAAGCAGUUUGUGAUGGCAGAGAGAGUGAUCGAACAGGUCUUGAAGGUGAUUAGGCCGGAGACUGACGGAGGGGUUUAUUCACUUAUAGCUGAUUUGUUUGUUCUGAAUGAAAGAUGGGAUGAUGCAGAAAGAGUGAGGAGAUUGAUGCUUAACCAAAAUGUAAAGAAAGUCAGGGGCUCCAGUUUUAUUUGAAGUCUAUUAUAAGUUUUGGUAGUCUUUUCUUCUUC
Molecule: messenger RNA, 1415 nt
Organism: Tripterygium wilfordii
Lineage: Eukaryota; Viridiplantae; Streptophyta; Magnoliopsida; Celastrales; Celastraceae
Product: pentatricopeptide repeat-containing protein At5g66520-like
Exons: 2
Coding region: 79-1380 (433 amino acids)
Biological process (GO): RNA modification
Molecular function (GO): protein binding; RNA binding
Source: RefSeq, a predicted model, not a curated record